AUGGAGAACGAGAAGAGCCAGACUUAUUCCAACGAGGAGCAAGCCAAGCCCACAACCAGCUUUCUUCGAAGAGCAAUGACACUGACUGAACUCCCGCAGACUCCGCAAGACCUGCCCGCCAUGCAGAUCUGGUUCUUCACUCGUUGCCAGUCCCACGACCAAGCCUUCAAUCUCCUCCGCAUCUACCAGACCCUCCUCAUCGACCUCGACUUCACCCCGCGCGAGAUCGAGGGCUGGCUGGCGCAGGGCCACCUCGGUCGUAACAUCGUGAUGCACUUUGAGAAUAACCUAGGCAAAAUCCCAGAGUCCCUGAUGAUGUGGUUGAUGGCGCACAUCUGGAUCUUCGGUCUCGAGCCCGGUGCCGCGCUGCAGGAGGAUGUGCCCGUCUUCAAGUUCUCGGAUGAAGAUAAGGAAUUUUUGGGGCAGUUUGAUGCUCCGCCAGAGUGGGCUGGCAUGCGUGCCUUGGAGAUCGAGUCUGCGAUGGAGUGGGAGCUUGAGAUUGUUAGGUCGUUGGCGCGUGUGAGGGCCGUAACGGAGCCGAAGGAAUUUCUGAAAAAGUGGCUAUUGGGUCCGGAGAAGGAGGAGGAGGAGGAGUAUCCUUUGACGUGUGAGCGGCGCCUUGAGCCCGAUAAUUGGAGGAAGUUGUACUCGAGCUGGGAAUGGCGGCAGAAGAUUGUGGAUAUGUGGUAUCGCUCGCCGCGGAAGGAUUGGAUGAAGAAAUGA
Molecule: messenger RNA, 723 nt
Organism: Colletotrichum costaricense
Lineage: Eukaryota; Fungi; Ascomycota; Sordariomycetes; Glomerellales; Glomerellaceae
Exons: 1
Coding region: 1-723 (240 amino acids)
Source: RefSeq, a predicted model, not a curated record